Molecule: messenger RNA, 2809 nt
Organism: Micropterus salmoides (largemouth bass)
Lineage: Eukaryota; Metazoa; Chordata; Actinopteri; Centrarchiformes; Centrarchidae
Product: UDP-glucuronosyltransferase 2C1-like
Exons: 2
Coding region: 207-1808 (533 amino acids)
Molecular function (GO): UDP-glycosyltransferase activity
Source: RefSeq, a predicted model, not a curated record
AACUAAACAUUAACUCUUGUUGCAGCAUUACCAUCAACAGUAGACACAUUUUAAAACAGGGCCGUUUUCUGUAGCAGCACACAGCUAGUCAUAAGUUUAAGGGACUUACUAGGAGGUGUAUUCACCACUUUUUCUUUCAAGCUGUGCUGUUGAAGUUGAAUUAUCUUUCGUGUACCAGUGGAUUUGGGCCUCUGAGGGACGUCAACAUGAAGGUGCCUCAUUCGUCUCUGAUCACCUUUGCUCUACUGUUGAGUCAACUCUCCAGUGCAUCAGGGGGCAAAAUCCUGGUGUUCCCAUUGGAUGGAAGCCAUUGGGUAAACAUGAAAGUACUCGUAGAGGAACUGCAUACCAAAGGCCACGAGGUCACUGUGGUUCGGACGUCCGAUAGCUGGUACAUCAGCGAAAAGUCUCCUCUCUACACCUCUGUCACUAUUCCCAGCCCUAAUGGAUUUCAGGAAAACUUUGAUACUUUUUUGUCUCAACUGCUAGAGGUCCGGCUUCAGGGUAAGCACACAUCUUUUUGGUCUAACAUCUGGAAUCGUAUUCAGAGGCAGCGGGUCAUCAUGGACCAGUUCUCUGAGUUCCAUAAGGGCAUGAGUGAAAUGGUCGUUCAGAUGUUUGAAGAUGAAGACCUGAUGCAGACUUUACAUCGAGCCAAAUAUGACGUGGUUUUGACUGACCCUAGCAUCGGCGGAGGGGCAAUGCUGGCCCGUCGGCUCCAACUUCCUCUUGUUUUCAAUGUCAGAUGGACCAUUGAAGGUGAAGCUCAUUUCCUUAUUGCUCCCUCACCUCUGUCAUACAUUCCGUUCACUUCAACGGAGUUGACACAUAAGAUGACCUUCCCUCAAAGGGUAAAAAAUGUUUUGAGUUAUAUCAUUGGGAUGUACGUGCUAUCAUGCAUCUCAGAACCUAAUUACAAACCGGUAGUUGAGAGGUACUUUGGCCCUGGUGUGGAUUACUCAGCAUUUUUCCUGGAUGCUGACAUAUGGCUUAUGAGGAACGAUUUUGUCUUUGAAUUUCCACGUCCAACAAUGCCAAAUAUAGUCUACAUAGGUGGAUUUCAGUGCAAGCCCCCAAAGCCCCUCCCUGCCGACCUGGAUGAUUUUGUCCAGAGUUCUGGAGAUCAUGGGGUCAUAAUUAUGACCUUAGGAACUUUAGUCGGGAGUCUUCCACAAGACAUUGCCGAGGAGAUUGCUGCAGCUUUUGCCCAACUGCCUCAGAAGGUUGUGUGGAGGUAUAUCGGACAAAGGCCAGCCAACCUGGGAAACAACACAUUAAUGGUCAACUGGCUGCCACAGAAAGACCUCUUAGGACAUCCCAGAACUAGAGUGUUUGUGACCCACGGAGGCACUAAUGGGGUUCAGGAAGCAAUUUACCACGGAGUUCCUGUAGUUGGGCUGCCCUUAUUCUAUGAUCAGCCUGAUAACCUCUCCAGAAUCAGAGCAAAGGGAGGAGCUGUGAUUGUGGAUAUUGCCAUGCUUGAUAGACACAUUUUUGCAGAUGCCCUAAUGACAGCUCUUCACAAUUCCUCGAUCAGGGAAAACAUGCAGACACUCUCAAAGCUGCACAGAGAUCAGCCCAUGAAACCACUGGACCAGGCUGUGUUUUGGAUAGAAUAUGUCAUGAGACAUAAAGGAGCCUGUCAUCUGCAGACACAGUUCAACAAAAUGUCCUGGUUUGUUUACAAGUCUGUGGAUGUCAUUGCUGCUUUGUUUACAGUUGUUUUGCUUAUAAUGUUCACCAGCAUUUCAAUUGUAAGAUUGUUGUGGAGAAUUAUUUUUGUUGGGAACAAAGUUAAACAUGAAUGACAUGAAAAAUAAAAUGUUUGUUUUAUGUGUGAAAUCUAAGCACUAUCAAUAACCCAAUAUUUAUUUUUGUGUGUCAAGUUGAUAAAGUUGAAAGACAGGAAAAAUACUGGAUGAAAUCUUUUUGAUUCAUAAAAUGUGAAGAAAUAGCUGUCUGUUGACAAAAUUAAGGCUUAUGACCUUACUAUAAAAAAUAAAGGGUUAAUGUGUUUUGUAACAAAUAUUAAUAUCAUAUAAAUAUAAAUGCAAUAGAUGUUUAUCACUUACCACCUAACUGUUUGGACAAUAGACCUUUAGAAUUAAUGUUUCUGUUAGCUAAUAUGAGUUAUGGAUGUGGAUGAUAAUGGAAACAUAACUGAAUAUGAUGAGUAAAAUAUUUUGAAGAUUCUACUUAAAUUAAUAGUGGAUACUCAGUUAAAACUUAUGUAUUAAUUAAAACAAUUACUUCAGAUAUUAAAAACAAAAGUAAUAUUAUUGUAAUUUAACAUGUUUUAUGUUAUUAUGAUACAGUUAAUGCAUACAUAAAAAGUAAACACAUAUUAUAUAUUAUAAUUUAAAAAAAUUUAACUUAAAAAGUGUACAUUUUAAAUCUUCCAUACACAAGGACCAAAGUGUCACGUAACGGUAAAUUUACCACAUUUACACAGACACAGGAAAUUUUAGCUUGACAAUUUUUGCUUGCAUUAUGUAAUAUACAAUAAAAUAAAAUAAAAAUACAAUAAGCAUUGCUUAUACAACUCUUAUUUUACAGCCCUUUAAUUGGGAACUCACAAAAAUCUUAAUAUCUUAAAUCUUAAAACAAAAGGAAUUUCUCUGUUCAUUCUUUAGAGGCAGAAUAUAAAAAUAAGAUUUACAUCUGAAUUUACUUAUUUCAGUUAUAAAUGAAUGAUUCAGUAACAAAUUGUGAUGAUCAAAAUGUAUGAGAGGGACUGGGAUUGUUUUUUAAGUUACAUUUGACAAAAGAUGUUCUACUUUUAUAAAAAUAAAUGUUUUCUAUAAUUAUG